This is a messenger RNA of Nannospalax galili (Upper Galilee mountains blind mole rat), 2101 nucleotides long. Its product is annotated as translation initiation factor IF-2-like. Lineage: Eukaryota; Metazoa; Chordata; Mammalia; Rodentia; Spalacidae. The transcript is spliced from 2 exons. The coding region runs from base 989 to 1900 and encodes 303 amino acids. The record is from RefSeq and is a predicted model, not a curated record.
CUCGCUCUGAAGCAAUCAUGUGACAGCAAUCAAGCCAGGUCCAGCACAGGUGGAGAAGUGAGAAAACAUCUGGCAGAUCCUUCCAGAAACCUCAGGUCCACUGAAGUCAAAGGGACAAAGUGCUACAAAAGAAGACAGCCAGUCAAUCAGUUUUGAGGUAGGCCUGAUAAACCCUAGGUGGCGGUGAACUGGGGCCCACUGUGAUUCAGAACUGUGUGGGCCUCAGUGAGCCUGCCUGAAAAAUGGGAACGCGCCCCCCACUUCCUCCUUGGACUAUAGUUAAGUGGAAGGCACUUAGCAGUGACCAAUCCAUAAGCCUCCCUGGGAAGAGAGCGGUUAUUUCCGGCUUCUGGGAGGUGGGGAAAGCAACCAAGGAAGGGGAAGGAGAUAAACAAGCCCAGAAGUCCCAUGGGGCAGAGGAAAGGGGUGGUCUCUGAGCGUGGCCUCCACCGUUUUCUCAUCUGGGGGUGGGGUCAGAGUCGACCGAGCCCCCCCACCACACACAGCGCGCAGGUGCGGGGUACAGGAUGAGCACUAAAGAGCUGAUCUUGAAUCCCAGCCUGGAGUUUUGGGUGUACCCCACACGUUCAGAUUUUUCUCACACUCUCGGGUGGGGAGGGGACGACAAAAGGGGAUGAGGGUCUAGACAUGGAGUUGGGUACCCACUGCAAGCGCACAAGCUGGGGACAUCAGAAGGCCCUGUCACCAGCACUUCCCCUGGAGAGCUGACCCGGGCAGCCUCUGACCCCACCUCCAGGGACGCUCAGCUGCUCAGAACCACAAAGCAAAACAAAGGGGCGCGGAGAGGAAGGAGCCACCGAGCCUUCCAAUCACCGCUGGCGCCCGAGCCCGCGCCCUCCCGGGGCUCGUCGCCGGGUCCUCAGGCUGGCGGUCGACCAAGGCCUGGCUGGGCAGCUUCCUGGUCCCUUGUCUCCCCGCGGCUUCCCGUGACAGGAGCCGGGGAAGCAGCCGAAGGGCAGCUAAGGCGAUGAGAAAACCAGAUGGUCCCCAGCCUCCUCCCUCCUCCCUCCAUCCCUCCAUCUCUCCAUCCCUCCAUCCAUCCUCCCUCCUUCCCUUCCUCCCUCCCUCCGGUGCCCGCGGCCUGGCUGCCCUCCGCAGGGACCCGGGAAGGCCUCCGGGCCCGGCUCGGCCAGGCUCACCCGGGGGAAAGGGCUGCCUUUGUCUAAAGGUCACCACCCGGAGCGCGGUGCCCGGGCUGGGCCUGGUGGCUCCGAUUCCCAGGCCCACGGAGUUGCAGAUCAAGGGCAGCCCCAAAUCCCCGGAGGUGACAGGAGUUGGGGCUCCUCUUUUUGCUCCCUUUGAUCCCCAAGAAACAGCCCGCCUGCGGGACCAGCCAGCUGAGGGGGCGCGGGUCCCCUCCUUUCAUUGUUUACAGGCGAAGGAGAUCGGGAGACCCAGUGGCCUUCAUCCCCAGCCAUUCCUGCCCCGGAAGCUUGCAGAGCUCUCCCCCCCGAUUCUCCCCGUCACCCCAAGAAAGACUUGGGAGGGGGGCGCAGGGGACAUGCGACAGGAGAGGGGGGUGAAGGCCUCAGCUGUCCCCCACCCCGCCAUAGCCCUCGUCUCUACCCAAAAAAAAGGCGGGGAGCAGGGCGAAGGGAGGGGGUCCCCCAAACAGAUAGGAGGGGGGUCUCCCACCCCUCCCCCCCGUGGAACGUUCGCUCUCGCCCCUCUCCUCCGCUCCAUUGUAUCCCCGGGAGGGUCGGGGAGGGAACCGAGGAGCAAGGUCGGGGAUCCAAGCGCAAUGAGGGGGUGUCCCCUUGCAAGAUCGGGGGGGGUGGCGGGAGAGACCCGGGAUGGGGGGGUGCCCAUGGUGGUGGGCGCUGAUCACCAGAAGAAAAAAAAAAAUUUAAAAAAAAUCCAGCUUCAGCAGCGGCAGUAGACGCUGCGCCCGGGUUGGGGGGCUGAGUGUGUGGAGUGUCGGGGGGGAGUGGGUUCGGCCCCGGCUCCGGCUCUCCCCCCCAACACACACACCCUCGCCGCCGAGCCCCACUCCCCCCCUCGCUUUUGCGCCCUGUCACAGCCCCGACUCGCAGGUAGAGAGAGUUAAGAGAUUUAAAGAGAAAUUGCUACAUUGUGAGAA